AUGAACUACAAAACUCCAAACAAGGAGAGGACAAACGUAUUUGAUGGGGAUCAAAGAGAUAAUCCGAGGAUAACCAGCAAGACUGCCGCCUUUCUGCACGUUGCUUUGACUUUCCUACUCUAUCUGUUGAUUGGGCCGACCAAAUAUGCUUACUUGCUCCCGGCAUGUACUGUAAUGUGCAUUAUCUCGGCGUUCGAAAUUAUUAGUUUCAUUCGAAACAUUCAAGAUGACCAAGACAUGGAUGCGAGGAAUCAGAGAGCUCCAGAAGCUCGUGAUGGUCCACAAGCAGUUGAAAUCGCCCCUCAGGAAAACAAUAUUGAAGAGGUUGCGGAUGCAGAGGAGGUUAAUGCGGACCUGAGAAUUAAUGAGUUACGAGAAGAAAUUCGUAGAGACAUCCAAAUGAUACAAGACGAUCCGAGAAUGCCGCUUGAGCAAACAAUGAUCAUUUUGGAUAGAAUUGAUGAUACAUGGAGGAUAAGGCAACAAGGAAUUGUUGGUGCCCAAAACAAUCGUCCAGUUGCAAGAAAUCCAGUUCCCGAACCAGAUACUCAAGAUGUCGUUGCCCGGCUCCCAGUUGCUCCUGAAGCUCCACCCACUCAGGAUACUCAGAAUCCGGUUAGACAGCAACUCAGUAAGACUAGAGUUCCCAGAAUCCUCAAGGAAUGUGGACACUCUAUUUGUGAUGUGUGUGUUGGUCAAUUGCAGAGAGUCGAUCGCAACUAUUUUAUUGUGAAUUGUCCUACAUGUAGGAAAAAGACAUUUACUACUCGCUCCAAGUUGCCAAAGAAUUAUGCGCUGAUUGAAUUGAUGGAGUAG
Molecule: messenger RNA, 816 nt
Organism: Caenorhabditis remanei
Lineage: Eukaryota; Metazoa; Nematoda; Chromadorea; Rhabditida; Rhabditidae
Exons: 4
Coding region: 1-816 (271 amino acids)
Source: RefSeq, a predicted model, not a curated record